AUGUAUGUAGAAGGGCCGAGGCCCAGGAGCUCCCCUCGUAUGGGCCUCCUCUGUCUAAUCUGGACCCAUUCGUCUCGUUUGUCACGGAGCCUUCCGCUGAGCAGUCCUUUGCUUCGGGUCGUCUACCACCUCCAGUCGAGGUCGUGCCCCAUCCCCAGCUCCCAAGUCGCAGCUCUUCCGGCCAUGGCGGCGGCGGCGCAGAGGCUCCUCGCGGCGAGCACGAAGAUCGUCGGGGUCGGGCGGAACUACGUCGCCCACGCCAAGGAGCUCGGCCACCCCGUCCCCAAGGAGCCGGUGCUGUUCCUCAAGCCGACCUCGUCGUUCCUCCACGCGGGCGUGGCCACCACCGCCGUCGAGGUGCCCGAGCCGCUCGAGUCGCUGCACCACGAGGUCGAGCUCGCCGUCGUCAUCUCACGGCGCGCGCGCGACGUGCCCGAGGCCUCCGCCAUGGACUUCGUCGGAGGUUAUGCUCUUGCUUUGGACAUGACAGCAAGGGACCUUCAGUCUGUAGCUAAGUCUGCAGGUCUUCCUUGGACUUUGGCUAAAGCACAGGAUACCUUUACUCCAAUUAGUGCAGUGGUCCCAAAAUCAGCUGUCCCUAAUCCUGAUGAUCUAGAACUCUGGCUAAAGGUGGACGAUGAACUUAGGCAGAAAGGGCCUACAAGUGAUAUGAUAUUCAAGGUUCCUUUUCUAAUCAGUUAUAUCAGUUCGAUCAUGACGUUGAUGGAGGGUGAUGUGAUAUUAACCGGAACUCCUGAGGGUGUAGGCCCUGUCCGAAUAGGGCAGAAGAUCAAAGCUGGUAUAACUGGUCUCAUCGAGGCCGAGUUUGAUGUUCAGAGGCGCAGUCGGACAUUUUCUCCCUGA
Molecule: messenger RNA, 864 nt
Organism: Triticum turgidum subsp. durum (durum wheat)
Lineage: Eukaryota; Viridiplantae; Streptophyta; Magnoliopsida; Poales; Poaceae
Source: the annotation of a GenBank genome assembly